Molecule: messenger RNA, 1619 nt
Organism: Drosophila elegans
Lineage: Eukaryota; Metazoa; Arthropoda; Insecta; Diptera; Drosophilidae
Product: uridine phosphorylase 2
Exons: 4
Coding region: 387-1550 (387 amino acids)
Biological process (GO): nucleotide catabolic process; uridine catabolic process
Cellular component (GO): cytosol; cytoplasm
Molecular function (GO): uridine phosphorylase activity
Source: RefSeq, a predicted model, not a curated record
AGGGGAAAGAAAACUUUACCAAGUUACCCAAAGUAUUCCAUAUUCCAUAUUCAGCUAAAAAUUCUAAAGAUUUGUUCAUAAAUAAAGCAAGCUAGGGCAUACAGGCUUUAUUUGUUAAAAAAUAAAUGUAAAUGUAAAUGCUUGGUAAAUGUUAUUUAAAUUUGUUUUAAAAAAUAAGAGCGUUAUCAACUAAAAUCAAACUGAUAUUAUGUUUUUUCAUGUCGCAAAGUGUUAAAAGUUUUUCCUAAAUCUUUUUUUUAUGUUCAAUAAAUAUGACAACUUUUGAAGUUUAUAUUAUAAAAUUGAAAUACUAGCCAAAACUGCUUCUGGAAACACAUUCUACAAAAUUUUUAUUUGUAAAAAAUAAGAGAAAAAAAAAUAUAAAGAUGCCUAAGAGUAAUUGUAGUGACUGCACAUGUCGUUUGGCCAAAGAGGUGUGCCAGCUAAAGGCUGUUGUGAAUGCCCAGAGCAAGACCCUCUCCAAGUUGGUCCGGCAGAUGAAGGAUGGUUGCAAAAAGGAUGAGGAGCCCAAAGAAUCCACCCUGUGCGGUUUGAAUCCUUGUCUGAAGUGCCUGCAGCCCGACAUACUUUAUCAUCUGGGGCUAGACACGGAGACUACUGAUUUCCCCAAAGUGUUCGGCGAUGUGCGGUUCGUUUGCAUGGGGGGUACACCGGGGCGUAUGGAGAAUUUUGCCUACUACUUGAUGCAGGAGAUCGGCCUCAAGAUAAACGCGGCCACCAAACUGCGGGACAUGGGGGAGGCGGGCAAGCGAUUCGCCUUGUUCAAGGUGGGUCCCGUGCUAUGUGCCAGCCACGGAAUGGGCUGUCCAUCGAUUUCCAUCCUGCUGCACGAGCUCAUCAAGAUGAUGCACCACGCCAAGUGCCAAGAUCCCGUCUUCAUCCGGAUUGGAACCUGUGGUGGCAUUGGUGUCGAUCCCGGAACCGUGGUCAUCUCCUCCGAGGCGGUGGAUGGUCGGCUCAAUCCCGCCCACGAGAUCCUGGUACACGGCGUCAGUGUCCAACAUGCCAGCCAGUUGGACGAGGGUCUGGCUGAUGACAUCAAGUCCUGCCACGAUCCCAGCAAGGACAAUUAUGAAACCAUCGUCGGACGGACGAUGUGCACCCAUGAUUUCUACGAGGGUCAGUCGCGAUUGGAUGGCGCCUUUUGCGAGUACACACCCGAAAUGAAAAAGACCUACUUGGAGGAGCUUCAGAACCAGGGGGUGAAGAACAUCGAGAUGGAGAGUCUGGCUUUGGCCGCUCUUACCAGCAGGGCCAAUAUAAGGGCUGCAGUGGUCUGCGUGGCCAUAUUAAAUCGCGUCAAUGGAGAUCAGAUCAAAACGCCGCAUGAGAUUUUGGCCAAAUGGGAGAAGCGACCGCAGGUGCUAGUGGCCCGCUAUAUACGCAAAGUUUUGUACUUCCACGAAAAUGAUUCCGACUGGGAAGAACCUGACGAGGAUGAGUGCGAAGGAGAAACUCCAGAGAAGGCUGCGACUCCACCAGGCGGUGCUGGAGACACUCAAAAGGCGCCCGCAGAGGAGGCUGAAUAAUAUUCUUGGGCUGGAAAUACACAUUGUCGACUUGUGACUGCACCAACAUUAAAAACAAAAAAAAAACCA